Molecule: messenger RNA, 301 nt
Organism: Staurois parvus
Lineage: Eukaryota; Metazoa; Chordata; Amphibia; Anura; Ranidae
Source: the annotation of a GenBank genome assembly
AGAUAUAGUGAAUGCAGGGUCCGGGGAGACCAGAUAUAGUGAAUGCAGGGUCCGGGGAGACUAGAUAUAGUGAAUGCAGGGGUCCUGGGAGACCAGAUAUAGUGAAUGCAGGGUCUGAGGAGACCAGAUAUAGUGAAUGCAGGGUCCUGGGAGACCAGAUAUAGAGAAUGCGGGGUCCAGGGAGACCAGAUAUAGUGAAUGCAGGGUCCUGGGAGACCAGAUAUAGUGAAUGCAGGGUCCUGGGAGACCAGAUAUAGUGAAUGCAGGGUCCGGGGAGACCAGAUAUAGUGAAUGCAGGGUC